GCAGCAGCAGCAGCAGCAGCACAGGAGGGAAAGAGAGAAAGACAGAGAGAGGGAGAGUUGGAGGGAGGGUAGUAGUCUCAGGCACAGGAACAAAAGCUGCAGAGGACUGCUUUCCAUCUCCACCAAAAGAACAACGGAGGAGUAAUAGGAGGAGGAGGGGGUGGUCAUGAUAAUAGUGAGACAAUAACGGAAGAGAAGAGGCACAUUGUAGUCAGUGAGGACUGAAACCAAGGCUCUUCUCUUCUCUGCUCUCCAUGUUUUUGGGGACUCAACGUGCCAUUGCCUUCGUCUCCAAACCCAGAGGAGGAUGUCUGUGUCAGGGAAGAAGGAAUUUGACGUGAAGCAGAUCCUCAGGCUCCGCUGGCGCUGGUUCAGCCAUUCAUCCCAAGGUUCGGCCGGCGGUGGAGGCGGCGGUGGCGGCGGCGGGGUGGGAGGCUACAUCCAGCAGGAUGGCAUGGACCACAGAGGGACGCCUGUCCAGGGCCGGCUCAAGAGCCACUCAAGGGAAAGAGGCGUCGGAGGACUACGGAAGACUAACAGCCCGGUCCACAGCAUCUUGGCACCGACGCCGGGGCCCACACCUGUGUAUGUCAGAGCGGGUCAACAAUCAUGGCAACAUCAGCAGAACACCAUCCAGGGUCUCCAGGUCAACGAGGAAUCCUCAAAGAGCAGCUCCUCACCCAGCACCACGAGGAAAGAGGACGCCAUCACCGGCCAGGAAGAUGUGAAGAACAGCACGGAGGAACCUGCAGAGGUGGAGGCCAGAGACAGGUUGGUUCUGAGCACCUUCUCCAGAAUGAACACCAACUCCUCCGACGAGUUCUUCCAGGCCACAAAUCAUGCAGAACAGACCUUCCGUAAGAUGGAGACCUACCUCCAGCACAAGCAGCUGUGCGAUGUCCUGUUGAUAGCCGGGGAUCACAAGAUACCAGCUCACAGACUGGUCCUGAGUGCCGUGUCGGACUACUUUGCUGCUAUGUUCACCAGCGACGUGCGAGAGGCGAAGCAGGAGGAGAUCAAGAUGGAGGGAGUCGACCCGGAGGCCCUCAGAUCCCUGGUUCAUUUCGCCUACACCGGCGUCCUUGAGCUGAAAGAGGAGACCAUUGAGAGUUUAUUGGCGGCAGCUUGCCUCCUCCAGCUUUCACAAGUCAUCCAGGUCUGCUGUAACUUCCUGAUGAAACAGCUCCAUCCCUCCAACUGCCUGGGAAUACGCUCCUUCGCAGAUGCCCAGGGCUGCGUGGACCUGCUCAACGUGGCUCAUAACUACACCAUGGAACACUUUCUGGAGGUCAUUCAGAACCAGGAGUUCCUGCUGCUCCCCACGGCGGAGAUUGUUAAGCUGCUCUCCAGCGAUGACAUCAACGUCCCCGAUGAGGAAACCAUCUUCCAGGCUUUGAUGAUGUGGGUGCGGUACGACGUCCAGCAUCGACAACAGGACCUCGGGGUGCUUCUGGCCUUCAUCCGCCUGCCUCUGCUUCCUCCACAGCUCCUUGCAGAUCUGGAAAACAACAAGAUGUUCUCCGAUGAUCUGGAGUGCCAAAAGCUGCUAAUGGAGGCCAUGAAGUACCAUCUUCUGCCAGAGAGACGUCCCAUGUUUCAGAGCCCAAGAACCAAACCUAGAAAGUCGACCGUGGGGGCGCUUUAUGCUGUAGGAGGGAUGGAUGCCACCAAAGGCUCCACCACCAUAGAGAAGUACGACCUGCGGACCAACACUUGGGUCCAGGUUGGAAUCAUGAACGGACGCCGGCUGCAGUUUGGUGUCGCGGUGAUAGACAACAAGCUGUAUGUGGUCGGAGGCAGAGAUGGACUCAAGACGUCCAACAUGGUGGAGUGUUACAAUCCUAUCAAUAAAGUGUGGUCCACCAUGCCCCCCAUGUCAACACACAGACACGGACUCGGUAUCGCUGUGUUGGAGGGCCCCAUGUAUGCUGUGGGAGGCCACGACGGCUGGAGCUACCUCAACACAGUGGAACGCUGGGACCCUCAGGCCAGGCAGUGGAACUACGUGGCCAGCAUGUCAACACCGCGGAGCACCAUGGGAGUAACAGCACUGAAUGGAAAAUUGUUUGCAGUGGGUGGUCGAGACGGCAGCUCGUGCCUGAGGUCGAUGGAGUGCUUCGAUCCGCACACCAACAAGUGGAGCAUGUGUGCUCCCAUGGCCAAAAGGCGAGGAGGUGUGGGUGUGGCGACGUACAACAACUUCCUGUAUGCUGUAGGUGGACACGACGCCCCCGCAUCCAACCACUGUUCUAGACUCUCCGAUUGUGUUGAAAGGUAUGAUCCAAAGACGGACACGUGGACCACUGUGUCCUCACUCAGUGUCCCCCGGGACGCAGUGGGUGUUUGCCUGCUGGGAGACAGGCUGUAUGCUGUGGGUGGAUACGAUGGCCAGACGUAUCUGAACACCGUUGAGUCCUAUGACGCACAGAACAACGAGUGGACUGAGGAGGUCCCUCUCAACAUUGGCAGGGCAGGCGCCUGCGUGGUGGUGGUGAAAUUGCCUUGAGCGUUUUGUCUCACGACAGCAUGGGAAACAAAUGAGAGAGCGGCGAAGAGGAGUGGACAAACAAAACAACGGAUCAAGGACACAUCCUUCGAGAGUCGUGGUUUUUUUUUUUUGUUGUUUCGGGGUUUUUUUCAUCUUCUUUAACUUGGCUGUCCACAUUUUUCAGAGGGGAACACAGACAGAGCCUUGCCCAUAAACCAUUGUUUCUAUCAUUAGUGGACAUGCCUGCCCACUGGGGAGGACUUAUUCAGAAACUGGAAUGCACUGCACAUUCUCCACAUUCUCAAACGAUCAAGAAUUUCCAUAGACUUGGCUAAGCUGUAGCAAGUGCCAAGGCUUUGUUGUACUGCUUUGUUAUACUAGUUUUCUGAAACGUUCUGUGUAUGUUCGUAAGAUUAAAUGUAAAAGUUACAUUUUGAGAAAAAGAAGCCUGCAGGUUAGUUUACAUCUAUACAGAGACUUUUCUUAUCGGUGCCAUCACAUGAAACAGUAUAUUUUGGGGUUUAUAUUUCACUUUAUAGCCACUUCAAAUGAAAGUUGUUAUGAUAUAUAAAUGUCACCACGUACCUGUGUCUUUCCUCAGUGGGUGGUCUGAACAGAUUCUUUCUCUUUUGCGGAGGAGACCACUGUGAACGCUGAGGGCGACGAGUUCGUCCAGGCUGGUUUGAAAAAACAGGAAUGAAAUUUUACUGAAUAAUAUAUUUGGAUUUUUUUUUUAUUAUUAUUAUUAUUGAGCCUGUAGCUACAGAACACCAAAGUCAUUUGCUUGUCUUAGAAGUCUUGUUUCGCAUUAAAUAAAAGUUUACAAAAUUGUGAAUUACAGAAAAUAUAUCAUAUUGAUAUUUCACAUUGCUGUACAGAUUUUUUUGUGAACUUUCUGAAACUGCAUUUGUGUUGAUAGUGCAGCACCAGUGCAGCCUGGUGACGACAGUUAUUAUUCUUUUAUCUUUAUUUCUGGGCAUGCUGGCUGAGCGAAUGUUUAAUUUGAUUUAUGCAAUAUUAUAUAUCGAGAUCACUCUGUAUUUUUAAGGACAUGAUGCCUUUUGGAUGUUAUCAUUUACAACACAACCAGUGGGUUAAAGGAACACUUCACCCACAAAAUAACCAUUUAUAUAUCAGUCAGUCACGCCGUGUUACCUCGAGUUUGUAAAAACUUUGUUUUCUCGAAGUGCUCCACAGAAAACAUUGAACAUAUUGUUGCAUUGAUUGAUUGGGGACCGUGUUUAACAACAGCAAACUAUAUCAAAACAUCCAUUUGCAAACUCUUGCACACCUCGUGCAGUAUAAUCCCAGUCUCAUUUAGCCAGUCGUAUGCUCAGUACUUCCCAAACACAUGCACUUUCACUCAAACGUUAGUAUAUAAAACCAAAGUGAAAGAGAAACUUACCUAUGCUCUCUUCCAGUGUUAAUUUUGACAGAUAUUUUAGUCUUGAGACGAAAAUGUUUAUUAGUUUAGUCACUUUUUAGUUAUUUUUAUCCUUCAUAGUUUGAGUCGAUGAAAAUUCAUGACAUUGUAGGUAGUCAUUGUAGUUGUAUAAUAACUUCAUUUAGACCAUUUUUUUCUGCAACUACAAAUAAUUUCCGCACACUUCCGAAACUGUCGUUUCUCCAGCAGUGUUUGACAGUUUUAAUGGGUGAUUUACGAGCACACGCUCACUGGUCAUCAUUUGAAAAGCUCAACACCUCUCUAUUUAUGCUCUCAAAAACUUUGACAGCACAAAUAACUAAUCUGAGACAACUGGGAUUUGUACCCAGGUUCAUUUUAAAGUCUGUCUUUAAUCUCAUUGUUAAGAAGCAGAAAAAUAAUCCAAUUAAAGCCUGAAUUCUUUCUUAAUCUGCAACAUGUUAGGUUUAAACUUGUGUCCUCUCAGAGCCGGUGAUUAAAACUAAACUUAAAUCUCUGUCAGAGAAAACUGAUCUGAGUUCAGACUUUGUACUUACAGCACAGAUAACCGAGCCUCAUACCUGCCUUUCAAACAGCAUCAACCCAUAAACCUUCUGGAGAAAGUCCAGGUUUGAUCUGAGUCCUGUUGGCAUCAACAGAUGUGAAGUCCAGCGGCUGGUGGCUGCUUGCUCCGCUGCCAUUCAGCGACUAAAAAGCGGAGCUAACUGCUAACAGCCACCACUGCAACUAACAAACGCCACAAAUCCAUUCAGCAGCUCCUCCAUUCAUAGUCAGACACACACAGCUGAUUAUUUACUGCUGACAACUCACAACUCACACCAACGGCUGAUGCUGCUCCAGUCUGAGUGUUUUUUUGCGCAGACUAUUUGCUUCAUGCAGCAUUUUUAAGACAAUUGCUAGCACGGCCGUUCUCAGCUUUUUAGUGUCCGAUAGUCCACCACAAACAUUUUCGUCUCGUCUCAACGAAAAAUGAAGCACAGAUUUCGUCUAAGUUUUUAUUAUCAAGAUCUAUUUUAAGCUUGUCAUCGUCUCAUUUUCAUCUUAGAAAAAAGGUUGUUGACGAAAACUUUUCGUAAUUGUUUUCGUCAACGAAAUUAACACUGCGCUCUUCAAAGCCAGACUGUCAUUAAGAAUUUUGUAGUGAACGUGCAUGUGUUUGGAAGGUUCUGAGCUUUCGACUAGAUAAAAUAGACUUGCAUUAUACUGCAGGAGUUGUGUGAGAGUUUGCAAACUGAUGUUUUGAUGUAGUGUUGCUGCUGUUAAGGAUGGUCAAUAUGUUCGCCAUUUUCUGUGGAGGCGUGCAAGAAAACUGUUUUCUUAAAGAAUUCAAGGGUACACAGCAUGACUGACAAACAUUUACAAAUGUUCAUAUGAGGGUGAGGUCGUCCUUUAACCUAGAAUAAAUGGCAGACUAUGGCUACGAGGCACUGGGUGCACCCAAACCAGCUAUUUGAGUCUAAUGCGCAGCACUCAGAAACCUGAUAUCCACAGCACUUCACUAAUGUGACUUUGAUCUGAAAUUUUUAGAUUCAUAGUUGGUUGUUCUGCUCAUAAGAGUUCACACAUUACUAACUUUAUCACAACGGGAACAAUUUGUAACUGUAAUUAUGACACGUUUUUGGGGCCAAAUGUUAGUUUUUAUCAUAAUUUUGUACAGCAUGCAAACCUAUAAAUAAAACAACAUCAGUCUUC
Messenger RNA from Epinephelus moara (kelp grouper), 5603 nucleotides. RefSeq names its product kelch-like family member 4 (gene klhl4). Gene Ontology annotation, molecular function: protein binding. The coding region runs from base 308 to 2506 and encodes 732 amino acids. Lineage: Eukaryota; Metazoa; Chordata; Actinopteri; Perciformes; Serranidae. The transcript has 11 exons. The record is from RefSeq and is a predicted model, not a curated record.